ACCAAAAGCUAAGUGGGGGAACAACCAGGUCUGGUGCUUUGUCUGUUUCAUGCUGGCUGCUGGAGAUGAGCCUAGGCUUGACCUGACCAUGAGUCCAAGGACUGGCACUUCUUUUUUACCCCCAGUUUGUAGAGAUCCAGAUCUUCUCUUCCUGAUUGUCAAGAAAAUUAAAUUAUUGCUGAAUUUGGGAAUCUAAGCAGCACCAGCUUACUUUUUCCCUGCAUCUCUCUGGAAUCGUUUCUGGGAUAUUUUCCAAAUCAUCACAGAAAGCAGGAGGAAUGAACCGGCAGCUAGUGAAAAUUUUGACAACCUUGUUUGCAUUUUUCUUAGAGACAAACCACUUCAGGACAACUUUCUGUAAAGAACAUGAAUCAAGAUCUGGAAAAUCCCCCUCACAGACCCUGUCUCCUUCAGAUUUUUUGGACAAAUUGAUGGGAAGGACAUCGGGGUAUGAUGCUAGAAUCAGACCAAAUUUUAAAGGUCCUCCAGUAAACGUUACUUGCAAUAUUUUUAUCAACAGUUUUGGAUCAGUCACAGAAACCACAAUGGACUACAGAGUGAAUAUAUUUUUGAGACAACAGUGGAAUGACUCACGCCUGGCUUACAGUGAAUAUCCCGAUGAUUCCCUGGAUUUGGAUCCCUCUAUGUUGGACUCCAUUUGGAAGCCAGACUUAUUCUUUGCCAAUGAGAAGGGAGCAAACUUCCAUGAUGUCACGACAGACAACAAGUUGCUGAGGAUUUCUAAGACUGGAAAAGUGCUGUACAGCAUCAGGCUUACUUUAACCUUAUCCUGUCCUAUGGACUUGAAGAAUUUUCCAAUGGAUGUACAAACAUGUACAAUGCAGCUAGAGAGCUUUGGCUACACUAUGAAUGAUCUGAUAUUUGAGUGGCUAAGUGAUGGACCUGUGCAAGUUGCAGAAGGUUUAACCUUGCCACAGUUUAUUUUGAAAGAAGAUAAAGAACUUGGUUAUUGCACAAAACAUUACAACACUGGAAAGUUUACAUGCAUUGAAGUCAAGUUUCAUUUGGAGCGUCAGAUGGGAUACUAUUUAAUCCAGAUGUACAUUCCUAGCCUGCUGAUUGUCAUUUUGUCCUGGGUUUCUUUCUGGAUCAACAUGGAUGCUGCUCCAGCUCGAGUCGCACUGGGUAUCACUACAGUUUUGACAAUGACCACGCAAAGCUCAGGAUCAAGAGCUUCCCUCCCAAAAGUCUCCUAUGUAAAAGCUAUCGAUAUCUGGAUGGCCGUGUGCCUUCUCUUUGUCUUUGCUGCAUUACUGGAAUAUGCAGCAGUCAACUUUGUUUCACGGCAGCACAAAGAGUUUCUGAGGCUUCGAAGAAGGCAAAGAAGACAAAACAAGGAAGAUGAAGUCACUCGUGACAGUCGAUUCAAUUUCAGUGGCUAUGGGAUGGGUCACUGCCUCCAAGUCAAAGAUGGAGCAGCAGUCAAGGCCACCCCACCCAACCCACCUCCAGCACCACCAAAGGAUUCAGAUUCCAUCAAAAAGAAGUUUGUUGACCGUGCAAAAAGGAUUGAUACAAUAUCUCGUGCUGCGUUUCCACUCGCCUUCCUUAUUUUCAACAUCUUUUACUGGAUUACAUACAAAAUUAUACGGCAUGAGGACAUUCACAAGAAAUAG
This is a messenger RNA of Melopsittacus undulatus (budgerigar), 1637 nucleotides long. It is a transcript of the gene GLRA2, whose product is annotated as glycine receptor alpha 2. The transcript is spliced from 9 exons. Gene Ontology annotation, molecular function: glycine binding; extracellularly glycine-gated chloride channel activity; transmitter-gated monoatomic ion channel activity involved in regulation of postsynaptic membrane potential. Gene Ontology annotation, biological process: nervous system process; neuropeptide signaling pathway; chemical synaptic transmission. Gene Ontology annotation, cellular component: plasma membrane; synapse; postsynaptic membrane. The record is from RefSeq and is a predicted model, not a curated record. Bases 279 to 1637 code for a protein of 452 amino acids. NCBI's taxonomy places the organism in Eukaryota, Metazoa, Chordata, Aves, Psittaciformes, Psittaculidae.